Messenger RNA from Orycteropus afer afer, 942 nucleotides. Its product is annotated as olfactory receptor 24. Gene Ontology annotation, biological process: G protein-coupled receptor signaling pathway. The record is from RefSeq and is a predicted model, not a curated record. Gene Ontology annotation, cellular component: membrane. Lineage: Eukaryota; Metazoa; Chordata; Mammalia; Tubulidentata; Orycteropodidae. Gene Ontology annotation, molecular function: G protein-coupled receptor activity; olfactory receptor activity.
AUGGAGCCAAGGAACCAAACCAGCACAUCUGAAUUCAUCCUCCUAGGACUUUCAGAAAAGUCAGACCAAGAGACUCUCCUUUUUGCUCUCUUCCUCUGCAUGUAUGUGAUCACGGCUGUGGGAAACCUGUUGAUCAUCUUGGCCAUCAGCUCUGACUCCCACCUUCACACUCCCAUGUACUUCUUCCUGGCCAAUCUCUCCUUAGUUGAUUUCUGCUUGGCCACCAACACUGUUCCCAAGAUGCUGGUGAACAUCCAAACUAGGAGCAAGUCCAUCUCCUAUCCUUGCUGCCUGACCCAGAUGUACUUUUUCCACUUCUUUGGCAUCAUGGACAGUGUUUUAAUUGCUGUGAUGGCCUAUGACCGGUUCGUGGCCAUAUGUCACCCUUUGCACUAUACCAGCAUCAUGAGCCCACGCCUCUGUGGCUUGCUGGCUGCUGGUCCAUGGAUGUUUUCCUGCUUUAUCUCCCUCACACACAUCCUUUUGAUGGCCCGCCUGGUUUUUUGUGGCAACAAUGAGAUUCCUCACUACUUCUGUGACCUUACUCCCCUUCUUCGGCUUUCUUGCACUGACACCAUGGUAAACAAGAUUUUUGUGCUCAUUGUAGCAGGGAUGGUGAUAGCCACACCCUUCAUCUGCAUCCUGGCCUCCUAUACUCGCAUCAUUGUGGCCAUAAUGAAGGUCCCCUCUGCAAACGGCAGGAAGAAAGCCUUUUCCACCUGCAGCUCCCACCUCUCUGUGGUAGCUCUCUUCUACGGGACCACCAUUGGGGUCUAUCUGUGUCCUUCAUCUGUCCGCACAGCCAUAAAGGAGAAGGCAUCUGCUGUAAUGUACACUGUGGUCACCCCCAUGUUAAACCCUUUUAUCUAUAGCCUGAGGAACAGGGACCUGAAGGCAGCCCUGAGGAAGCUAGUCAACAGAAAAAUCAGCUCAUCUUCCUGA